GUUGAUCCAGUGUCCCGGGCAGGACUUAAACCCAGUGUCCGUGUGAGCUGCCAUGACCUGGCGGCUUUAAGUGCUCAGCUGUGCCCAGGCAGGUGUGGAGCCCGGUGCGUGUGUGUGUCAGUGUGUGUGUGUGUGUGUGUCUGGACAGAUGAGCUGAGCGUGUACCUGCAGGCUGCAGCCACAGCUCGAGCAGCAGAACACGCCCUGCCAGAGGAGAAGGUGGACGCACACACUUUACCUGCAGAGAACAAGCGCUGCCCCGAUGCUCCUCCGCGGGCCCGCAGCUCCACCGGACACCUACCCAAUGAGACCAGGACUUUCCCCCCGCACACGUCUUCUCCUCCCCGGGAGCGUUUCAACCCGCGCCUGCUGCUCGGAUCACCUGGAGGUCCUGCGGGGCUCCGCACGAAGAUAAGGCGGCUUCCUGCAGCGGUUCACAGCGUCGAUCCGGCGCCUGGUCCCGGGCACCAUGAGCAGGAAGACGCGGCGCUGGAUCCUAAAUUUUUUCCUGUGCCUCGGAGUAGUGUACCUGAAGAUCGGGGGUCUGUCCUCGGUGGUGGCGCUGGGAGCGAGCAUCAUCUGUAAUAAGAUCCCGGGCCUGGCCCCUCGUCAGCGGACUAUCUGUCAGAGCCGGCCCGACGCCAUCAUCGUGAUCGGAGAGGGGGUUCAGAUGGGCAUCAACGAGUGUCAGUUCCAGUUCAGACACGGGCGAUGGAACUGCUCGGCCCUGGGAGAGAGGACCGUGUUCGGCAAAGAGCUCAGAGUGGGCAGUAAGGAGGCAGCGUUCACGUACGCCAUUAUCGCUGCCGGGGUGGCCCAUGCCAUCACUGCGGCCUGCACCCAGGGCAGUCUGAGUGGCUGCGGCUGUGACAAGGACAAGCAGGGUUUCUACAACCAGGAGGAGGGCUGGAAGUGGGGCGGCUGCUCAGCGGACGUCCACUACGGCGUGGGUUUCUCCAAGGUGUUUGUGGACGCACGGGAAAUUAAGCAGAACGCCAGGACGCUCAUGAAUUUACAUAACAAUGAAGUGGGACGCAAGGUCCUGGAGAAGGGAAUGCGUCUGGAGUGCAAGUGUCACGGCGUGUCGGGGUCUUGCACCACCAAAACCUGCUGGACGACGCUCCCCAAGUUCCGUCAGCUGGGAUACAUUCUCAAGGACAAGUACAACCAGGCCAUACAUGUGGAGCCGGUGCGAGCCAGCCGCAACAAGCGCCCCACCUUCCUGAAGAUCAAGAAACCCCAUUCCUACCGUAAGCCCCUGGACACGGAGCUGGUCUACAUCGAGAGGUCGCCCAACUACUGCGAGGCCGACCUGCUGACCGGCAGCAUGGGGACGCAGGGUCGCCUGUGCAACAAGACCGUCCUGCAGCCCAACAGCUGCGACCUGAUGUGCUGCGGCCGCGGGUACAACACGCACCAGUACUCGCGCGUGUGGCAGUGCAACUGCAAGUUCCUGUGGUGCUGCUACGUCAGAUGCAACACCUGCAGUGAGAGGACAGAGGUGUAUACCUGUAAAUAGAGAUAUUUAUUGGACAAGUAUUCACCCGAAGCGAUGCCUCUAACUUAAGUUGAUGAUACGGACGUCAGUCAUCAAACUGGACUCCACCUGUGGGCUCAUACUUUUAUUUCUAUUUUUCAUAAUGCCACGUCAUGCUCCAGGCUUGUUGAUCUGCCAACCACACUGUUCUAUUGGCUCGACUCACCUCAGACUGAUGGCUUGACUGACUUUAUCUUUUUCUAGACUAAUAAUUUAUUCAGUGAGAAAACUACUGAUAAUUUUUUUUUUUAUUUCACUGUCAGCUAAAUCUGGUGGCGUUUUAGGCUGGUGUAGAUGCCUGGCAUUUUAUUUAGAAAAUAUCCAAGUGCACUUAAGAGCAAUAAUAAUUUUGUUUUCUUUUUUUUGUACAAGACAAUUUAAACACUGGAGCUGAAACCUGAAAGAGUCAGGUCUGAACCUGACUGACAGAUUUGGGAACCUGCCGCUUGCGUGCAUUAAACCCUGCAGAGGAAGAUGAAACUACUGAUUCUGGACUCGGUCUGAUAGUAUUGUUUUGUGCUUGUUUGUUUCCCCUUCCCCUCCAGUCUGCUGCUAGUUGUCUGGAAACUUCUGGAGUUUGUGACGAGCAGACAUAUUGACUCUUCAGGCGUAGUUGACACCACCAGGAGCAAACGUCUGAGCUUCAGACAUACAUUUCCUUCAAUGUUGGUCGAUAGAAUAUAUUUUGUAAGAGAUUAUUUUUAUAUAAAGAUUGUUUUAUUUAUUUUCUGUCUCUGUGUAAGAUAUUUCCCCUUCAGCAUUUCUCCACCCACUGAAACACUGUUUUGAAAUGUGCCUCAGCAGAAGAAUAUAAUGAUGUCACAUUGAGAUGUGCAGUAUUGUGAUAAUGUAACUUGUUUCAGGAAGCAUCACACUUUGCCUUCCAACCUACUGAGAGCCAAAGUACCACUGUCCCCUCCUGGCUGGACACUGGUCCAUAAUAGAUAGAUAGAUAGAUAGAUAGAUGUACCUUAUUGAUCACAAAUUGGGAAAUGAUGGAACAUUAGUUUCUGAGUCAUUGCAUCUCCUGCAGUGUAUUUCAUGUUUUUGGAGUUUACUCUCUACAUUAUGAGAUCAACCAGUUUCCACGAACGACAAAGUGCUUUCUCCCUUAUCUAUACCAGCACCGACCCUGUCAUCUUCGGAUGAGCUGCUAACUUUGAACCGACAGUGGUUUCAUAUGGCGUUAAAGGAUGAUUAAAUAAGAAUAAAAAUAAUAAAUGAGCAUAAAUGCAUAUUUGAAUCCGUUCACAAUUGGCAUCGCAGUGCGUCUCAUGAACAGAUUGUUUCUAGAUAUGAUUUUAACCCUGAUUGCAUUUAUACCUGGCAUUAAAGCCUGGUUAAGUAAUCCUAGAAGAGCUAGCAAGAGCAGGCUGCAGAAAAAUGCAACAAUACAUUCCACCGCCUCCCAUUAGCUAAGCCCACAAAGCACAUGAACGUGCACUGACUGACAACUGCUCGAAGUGACUCACUGGCCGCUGGCUAACAUCUUUGCGUCAGCGCAGUACGUUUCUCGACAGAAGACUCCAGUUAUGUGAAGUGAGUUCACUGGUAGGCAUAUGGGUUAGUGACUGACAGGUACACCAACCAACCAUUUUGUUCAGAGGGCCACAGAAACUUUAUCUAUUGAUGCUAUCAGGACAUCGAGGAUUCCAACAUAUACAAUUUACCAACCACUUGUCAAAUGUGUAUCUCCUAAUUGAGAUGUGACUGAUUUCGAAUGCUUUGUCAAUCAUGACGUCCUUCUCAUUUAUGCACUGGUCCAAAAGACAAACAAAAAAAGUAUGUUAUUGUGUUUGCUGGUUUUUGCUGGUACCUUGCUUGUUUGGAAUAGUAUUUCUGCCUUUGUAGUUGCUCCAUAUGGAUCGACAACACAUUUACAGGUGAGGUGGUUUCCUCUGACUUUUCCCACAUAUUCAGUCAGAUGAAUUGAAAGGCGCUACAUGUUUCAGAGCUGGACAAUAAUCCAAACAUGAUGAUAGGAUUACUAGAGGAACACAACCUGGAAGUUGGACUCUGGCUGUGUGUGAGACUUGACGUUUGCUACCAUGCUCCCAACUAUGAAAUAGCCUUUGAAACAAUCUGAGGUACAUUGAAAGGACUGUCAGGUUAUAAUAGAUACAAGUGUAAAAUGCCUUCAUCAACACAUGAUUCUAGUUGUAGAAACUAUGCUGUUUAUUCACAGUAUUUGGUUAUUAAUAAAAUAAUUCCCUGUGAACUCAACUGUCACUCAACCCUGCAUGGUUACAGCUUUGUCUUGUGUGUGACUGAAUUAAUGAAAUCAUAUCAAAGCUGAAAUAUUCUUACAUCAGAAGUUAUUUUCAUGUAGAACCACACUGUCUUUUCAUUUGUUCUUGUUUAAUAAAU
Molecule: messenger RNA, 3904 nt
Organism: Platichthys flesus (European flounder)
Lineage: Eukaryota; Metazoa; Chordata; Actinopteri; Pleuronectiformes; Pleuronectidae
Gene: wnt7aa
Product: wingless-type MMTV integration site family, member 7Aa
Exons: 4
Coding region: 470-1519 (349 amino acids)
Biological process (GO): canonical Wnt signaling pathway; multicellular organism development; neuron differentiation
Cellular component (GO): extracellular region
Molecular function (GO): frizzled binding; cytokine activity
Source: RefSeq, a predicted model, not a curated record